CGAUUAACAGCCUUAAUCAGAUCUUAAGUCUAAUUGUAAUGUAGUUUCUAUGAAUUUUUUAUAGAUGGCAUUAUAAGCUUUUUCCAUGUUGUUAAAUAUCUUUGAGACCUCCUGGCGACAGCGUAAACAUUUACCAUAAAUUCAUAUCUCUCCAAGUCAUUUUAUGUGUUAUGUGUUUGUUUUUUUUAAUCUCAUUAAAGAUUGUUUAUUAAAUUAUUUCUGCCAUUAUUUUAAUAAUGACAGAAGCAUCUAAUUCAAAAUCUGUAAAUGAUCCUCAGUAUUAUAAAAAUGAAUCAACCAAUUAUAUAGCUGAAAUUCGACAAAUGAUGCAUGGAUUUGGUGAUUGUAGUGAACCAUUAAUAGAAUCCGCAAAAAUAAUAGAAGAUAUUGUAUUGCAUCAAAUGAGAGGAAUUGUUAAAAAAGCAUGUGAAGUUGCUGAAAGGCGAGGAAUAUUGAAAAAAUCUAAUAUUGUAACAGCGGAAGAUUUUAUGUUUUUGUUACGUAAAGAUAAAAUUAAGCUACAACGAUUGCUUAAAUAUUUAGAAUUGAAACAGUUCAAAGCUUCUGUCAAUAAAGUUUUGAAAAGUGAUGAUCCAGAGGAUAUAGUAGAUAAUGAACAAUUACAAAAUAAUAAACCAAAGGGUCCAUAUCAUGAAUUUCUUAGUACCAUUGACAAUACUGGAGAACUUUUUGAAAAUAAAUCUGUUAUAGAUGAAAUAAAAUUAAACAGAUGCAUUCGUGCUGAGAUGAUUACACGUUCAAUGGAUGAAGCACGUUACAUUAAAUUUAGUAAUGCGCGUAAUGCAUCGUUUGCAAAUAAGAAUCGUCAUAAAUUUAGUGACUGGAUUUGUACAGAUGGUAACAUCACAAUAUCCAAGGAAGGUUAUGUGAUUUUAGGAUAUUUAGCAUAUGAAACAGUUGCACAAAUUAUUGAUCUUGUUUUCUUAGUGCGCCAAGAUCAAACCAAAAUAUAUGGAGAUGCCAUAGAUCGUCUUAAACUAAGUUAUGUUAAUCCAUAUACAUAUAAGCCGUAUUAUCAUGGAAAGGGUGCUGCAACUAAACCAAUAACUCCAGCUGAAAUAACUGAAGCUCUUAGACGAUUCUGGUCACCACAGUUAGAUAUAACAGGACCAUUUAAUCGUUGGUCAGUACGUCCACCUCAUUUGAAAUUCCUUUCUUGUUAAACUUAUACUAUAAGUGAGGUAAGAUUUUUAGAAAAUUAUUAUGUAUUCUUUUUUACAAUAAAAGCCAUAAUAUUUUACAAUAAAGAAAUGACAUUAGUA
Vespa mandarinia (Asian giant hornet) is the source of this 1283-nucleotide messenger RNA. RefSeq names its product Transcription initiation protein Spt3 (gene Spt3). Lineage: Eukaryota; Metazoa; Arthropoda; Insecta; Hymenoptera; Vespidae. Gene Ontology annotation, biological process: transcription by RNA polymerase II. Gene Ontology annotation, molecular function: transcription coactivator activity; protein heterodimerization activity. The record is from RefSeq and is a predicted model, not a curated record.